Molecule: messenger RNA, 1064 nt
Organism: Alosa sapidissima (American shad)
Lineage: Eukaryota; Metazoa; Chordata; Actinopteri; Clupeiformes; Clupeidae
Gene: seraf
Product: von Willebrand factor D and EGF domains
Exons: 5
Coding region: 319-966 (215 amino acids)
Source: RefSeq, a predicted model, not a curated record
UCAAUAAAAGGGGUUGGUGAUCAGUGUGCACAAUGAUAAGUGUAUUUCAGGUAUUUUGAUUGUGCACUUAUGAACAUUGUUGUGAAAACAACAUCAAACAAAAAAUGUUCAAAAUGGCAACUCAUCCUUCAUGCAGUUUUAACAUGAUUAAGUUAUUCAUUCCACAUCCAACAUUAUAUUGAAUCUGCACAUGGUGUUUCUCGAGGGAAACACAAGGGGCGGAGAUUCAGGACUAGGACAGCAACUGCAGCAGUGGUGCAUUUGGCAAAAAUCUCCGACAGUUUGUCUCCGACAUAGUCUUUCUUGGCUCUGUAGAGGAUGGUGUUUUUAACCUGCUCCACAGCUACCCUUAUGAGGCUGUCCCUAAUCCUAAUCUAUGGGGCACUGCUGAUGAAGGUCUGCUCAGGAAAGUCUGACACUCCACGUGGUGUUUCUGUUCCCUUCAUUUUUGACCCUAAAGCUACCUGUGACCCACCAUGCAGGCAUGCAGGCAUCUGUAUUCGGAACAACACAUGCUUCUGCUCCAAAGGAUAUGAAGGAAGUGUCUGUCAAUAUGCAAGUUGUCUUCCAAAGUGUAAAAAUGGGGGAGAAUGUAUUCGUCCAGGAAAAUGUCGAUGUCCUCAAGGCUUUGGAGGAAAAUACUGUCACAAGGUGUUGUGUGAGGGGGGCUGCUGGAAUGGCGGUGAGUGCAUUGCAGUGAAUGGCGUUACAAAAUGUCUGUGCCCCUCAAGCUGGACUGGAACCAGAUGCCAUGAAGCAAUCUGUCCACAAGGUUGCAGAAAUGGGGGCAGCUGUGUAGCUCCAGGAAUCUGCAACUGUCCUGAGGGCUGGAUUGGUGGUGCUUGUCACAUGGCUGUAUGCAGAGAGCCAUGUCUGAAUGGAGGGAAGUGUAUUUCUCCGGACACAUGUCGCUGCCGUGCUCCGUAUUCUGGGCUACAGUGUACAGAGAAGAAGAAGCUGUUUUAAUUUCUGCCUUUGUGUAUAGCCUAUGACUCUCCACACUGGUUUAAAUGCCUCUCCUUCAGAAAAUAAAGCAGACUCCCUUUGUCAAACCAAUACAGAAA